GCUCGAAUUGAUUGCGACUGUUUAUAUUUCGCUGCCGUCUAGAGUUGUUUUGGAAACACCGCUCUUUUAGGUCAAUCCUCUAUCUCGCCGGACUCCCCCCCAACGCCGCCGGUAAUAUCUUCCCGAGGUUUCAUUUCGUCGACAUGAAGCUCACCGUUAAGACGCUCAAGGGUAGUCGUUUUGAAAUUAGCGUUUUGCCCACCGACACGAUAAUGGCGGUGAAGAAGAAGAUUGAAGAUUCACAGAGCAAAGACAGCUAUCCAUGUGGCCAGCAACUGUUGAUUCACAACGGAAAGGUUUUGAAAGAUGAAACUAGUUUGGUCGACAACAAUGUCACCGAGGAGGGGUUUCUUGUUGUCAUGCUUAGCAAGAACAAAACUGCAAGUUCAGCUGGUUCAUCUUCUACUCAGCCUACUUCCACGACCACAUCUUCAACUACGCCUGCAGCUCCGUCUACAACCCAAUCUGUAGCUGUGCCAGCUGCAAAUACUACUCUUGCCCAAGAACAACCUGCGGCACAAAGUGGCACCGAUGGUCAGACUCCAUCAACUUUAGUUAGUGGCACUAGUGUUGAGCAAAGGGUUCAACAAAUAAUGGAAAUGGGAGGAGGCAGCUGGGACGAAGAAACAGUUAUUCGUGCACUUCGUGCAGCGUAUUACAACACUGAGAGAGCAGUUGAUUAUCUAUAUUCUGGAAUUCCUGAAAGCGAAGAUACUCCACCACUAACUAACAUAUCGGGAGUAGGAUCUGGCGGUGCAAACCAUGCCGCUCCUCCUGCCUCUGGAGGACCUAAUGCAUCUCCUUUGGAUUUGUUUCCCCAGGAAGCAGUGUCUGAUGCUGGUGCUGGAGAUCUUGGAACGCUUGAUUUCCUCAGAAGCAAUGAUCAGUUCCAACAAUUACGAUCCAUGGUCAAUUCCAACCCCCAGAUUCUGCAGCCUAUGCUUCUAGAGCUGGGAAAGCAGAAUCCACAACUUCUGAGGCUAAUUCAAGAGAACCAAGCCGAAUUUGUUCAGUUACUCAACGAGCCCUACGAAGGAUCUGACGGGGAAAUGGAUGUUUUCGACCAACCCGAGCAAGAGACACCCCAUGCAGUGAACGUUACACCUGCAGAGCAAGAAGCGAUUCAGCGGCUUGAGGCAAUGGGAUUUGAUAGAGCAUUAGUGAUAGAAGCCUUCCUUGCGUGUGACCGUAACGAGGAAUUGGCUGCAAACUAUCUGCUGGAGAACUCAGCUGAUUUUGAAGACUGACUUCCCCAGCCCUUUUUUAACCAGUUCAGAGCACAAGAAGAAUUUUUUUUUUUAUUCCUCUACUCACAUCUUUCAUCUAAACCGAACCGUUCAUUUUUAACUCUGCUCAGAAUCUCAGAUGAUCAUAUCUUAUUAUUCUUAACCUCAGUCAUAUUUAUCAUAAAGAAUAAUUUGCUU
This is a messenger RNA of Raphanus sativus (radish), 1424 nucleotides long. Its product is annotated as probable ubiquitin receptor RAD23a. Gene Ontology annotation, biological process: proteasome-mediated ubiquitin-dependent protein catabolic process; nucleotide-excision repair. The record is from RefSeq and is a predicted model, not a curated record. Lineage: Eukaryota; Viridiplantae; Streptophyta; Magnoliopsida; Brassicales; Brassicaceae. The transcript has 12 exons. Gene Ontology annotation, molecular function: ubiquitin binding; polyubiquitin modification-dependent protein binding; proteasome binding. Gene Ontology annotation, cellular component: cytosol; nucleoplasm. The coding region runs from base 144 to 1247 and encodes 367 amino acids.